Molecule: messenger RNA, 169 nt
Organism: Scutellospora calospora
Lineage: Eukaryota; Fungi; Glomeromycota; Glomeromycetes; Diversisporales; Gigasporaceae
Source: the annotation of a GenBank genome assembly
AACAGCUGAAUCAGUACUCUUAGAAGCAGUAUGUUUGGUCGAGAUCAUUGCAGAUAGUAAAAUUUUGUUCUUUGAAGUGGAGGUUGAAGUGUUUGUUACCUUAGCAGGAGAAGUAGUGCCUGCAGCAGAAAUUUUCUUUGGAGAGGCAGUAGGAACAGAACUACUUUGA